AUGCCGUCCCACAGAUUGACAUACAGGCGCCGCAACCCAUACAACACAAAGUCCAACAAGGUCCGGAUUGUUAAGACUCCCGGCGGCGAGCUUCGAUAUCUUCACAUCAAGAAGGCUGGUACUGCGCCAAAAUGCGGAGACUGCGGAAUUAAACUGCCAGGAAUCCCGGCCCUCAGACCCCGCGAAUACGCCCAGAUUUCCCGACCAAAGAAGACUGUUCAGCGAGCCUAUGGUGGAUCAAGAUGCGCCAACUGCGUGCGGGACCGUAUCGUUCGGGCUUUCUUGAUUGAGGAGCAGAAGAUCGUCAAGAAGGUGCUCAAGGAAUCGCAGCAGAAGAAGUGA
This is a messenger RNA of Venustampulla echinocandica, 342 nucleotides long. RefSeq names its product 60S ribosomal protein L34. The record is from RefSeq and is a predicted model, not a curated record. Gene Ontology annotation, molecular function: structural constituent of ribosome. Lineage: Eukaryota; Fungi; Ascomycota; Leotiomycetes; Helotiales; Pleuroascaceae. The transcript has 3 exons. Gene Ontology annotation, cellular component: ribosome. Gene Ontology annotation, biological process: translation. The coding region runs from base 1 to 342 and encodes 113 amino acids.